Molecule: messenger RNA, 1293 nt
Organism: Drosophila mojavensis
Lineage: Eukaryota; Metazoa; Arthropoda; Insecta; Diptera; Drosophilidae
Gene: Ir75b
Product: ionotropic receptor 75a
Exons: 3
Coding region: 1-1233 (410 amino acids)
Cellular component (GO): membrane
Molecular function (GO): ligand-gated monoatomic ion channel activity
Source: RefSeq, a predicted model, not a curated record
AUGAUAUCAAUAAUGAUUCAUUUGCCAGAUUUGGUUUUCAGACGCAUCAAGUGUUCAAGGAUUUGCUUGAUUGCAAGUAAGAUUACGAAUUAUUUAUUAAAACAAACCCGAAAAGGUUCUGUUUGUAGCUAUACCUAUAUAUUCCGUGAUCGGUGGUCAGAUUCAGAACUGACAGGAGGUCUCAUGGGAGACAUCCGUAACCAAAGCGUGGAUAUAACUGCAACUGGAUUUCUGUUCUCCAGUCGACGUACUAAAUACUUCAAAAUGCUGUCCUGGCAUUCGGCCUUUCGCUCCACGUGCAUGUUCCUCAAUCCCAAAUCAUCUGCAGUUGAGCUACGCAUUUCGGAGUUUCUGCAGCCCUUCAGUGCGACAGUUUGGUUUAUAUUUGGCUCUUUGCUGUUGAUUGCUGGCCUUUUACUCUGGAUGACAUUUCGUCUGGAGCGUCGACUAAAUGACAUAGAUAUCAGACCCUCUCUGCUCACCAGCUGCCUGCUGUCGUUUGGUGCCGCUUGUAUUCAGGGUGCCUGGCUGCUACCGCGCUCUACAGGCGGUCGCAUGGUGUUCUAUGCCGUAAUGUUGCUAUGCUUCCUCUUGUACAACUUCUAUACUUCGGUUGUUGUAUCCAUUCUGCUGGGAGAGCCACCCAAAUCGAACAUACGAACGAUCCAACAACUGGCGGAUAGCAACCUCGAGGUGUCCGUUCAGCCAUUAAUAUAUACCAAAGUCUAUAUAGAGACAUCAAGUUAUCCCGAUGUGCGUAGUCUGCAUUUGAAUAAGAUUUUAAACAGCAAACGCGAUAACAUUUGGUUGCCCCCGGAUGAGGGUGUGCGAAUGGUGCGUAACUUUCCCGGAUUUGUCUAUAUUACCGAGGCAUCCAGUUCAUAUGCCUUCGUGCGGAAGCACUUUCUGCCCCACGAGAUUUGCGAACUCAAUGAAAUUCUUCUGCGGGACGAGACAAGUGCUCACACUACGGUAGCCAUAAACUCCAGCUAUGCCGAACUGUUUAAACAAAACUAUCUUCGCCUGCUGGAAACUGGAGUUCACUUCAAGCACUUUCGAUAUUGGGUUCGCAACAAGCUCCAUUGCUACGACAGCAAUAGAGGUGUGGUCGUGGGCAUGGACUCUGCCGGGCCACUGUUUCUGCUGCUGAUAUGUGCCUAUAUACUGUGUCUGUUCGUUUUGGGUCUGGAAAUACUGUUCCACAGGCGACAGCAACGAGCUGGCCGUCAAUAAGGUAAAGCACUGAUGUUAUGCAAUAUCCAGAUUCCUGUAUGAAUAAAAUAAUCCAUAAUU